Molecule: messenger RNA, 688 nt
Organism: Callithrix jacchus (white-tufted-ear marmoset)
Lineage: Eukaryota; Metazoa; Chordata; Mammalia; Primates; Cebidae
Gene: DNLZ
Product: DNL-type zinc finger
Biological process (GO): protein folding; protein import into mitochondrial matrix; protein stabilization
Cellular component (GO): mitochondrion
Molecular function (GO): protein-folding chaperone binding; zinc ion binding
Source: RefSeq, a predicted model, not a curated record
AUGCUGCGGGCGGCGCUGGGCAGCACGCCGAGGCUGCUGUACCGCGUGCAGCCCCGGGAGUCCUGCCUGAGGCUGCUGUGGGGCCGCGGGGCCCGCACGGAGGUCGCAAGAAGGCGGCGGGCCUUGACCUGGGGCUGGCGGCGCUCAAGCUCCGAGCCUGGGCCGGGGCCCGAGGCGGUGCUGGGACGCGUGGAGGUGGCGCACUACCAGCUCGUCUACACUUGCAAGAUCUGUGGGACUAGGUCCUCGAAGCGCAUCUCCAAGCUGGCCUAUCACCAAGGCGUGGUCAUUGUGACCUGUCCAGGCUGCCAGAACCACCACAUAAUCGCAGACAACCUUGGCUGGUUCUCGGACCUGAAUGGAAAGAGAAAUAUUGAAGAGAUCCUGGCGGCCAGAGGUGAGCAGGUGCACCGUGUGGCUGGCGAGGGAGCCCUGGAACUGGUUCUGGAGGCUGCAGGGGCCUCCACAUCCACUGCUGCUCCAGAAUCGGGUGAGGACGAGGAUCCCACCCGCCCUGGCAAGACGGAGCCGAGCUGACCCCUUCGCUCCCGGGUAGUGUGGAACUUCUGCCUUCCAGAAGGAUAUUUUGGUCCUGGGCCUCUCCGGACUUGGCCUGUUUUCUAUCAAUAAACAAACAUCCCUUCCGGGUGCUGGGGCCUGAGGCCCCGGUGGCGUUUCUUUUUCUGGA